Phialemonium atrogriseum is the source of this 1628-nucleotide messenger RNA. Its product is annotated as arad-like aldolase/epimerase. NCBI's taxonomy places the organism in Eukaryota, Fungi, Ascomycota, Sordariomycetes, Cephalothecales, Cephalothecaceae. Gene Ontology annotation, cellular component: cytosol. The record is from RefSeq and is a predicted model, not a curated record. The coding region runs from base 359 to 1318 and encodes 319 amino acids. Gene Ontology annotation, biological process: pentose catabolic process. Gene Ontology annotation, molecular function: aldehyde-lyase activity. The transcript is spliced from 3 exons.
UUUUAAAACCCUUCCCCCCCCCCCCCCCCCCCCAAAAAAAAAAAAAAAAAAAAAAUUCUGAUAUCUCUCUGUGAGAGGGGAUGGCCAUCCCUGACCCCUAACUUGGUUUCCCGUGGAACCACCCCGAACCGAAACUCCCCAAUAAACUCGCUCUGGGAAACAUGAUUUACGAGCCUUGUUUCCAAGACUAGAGACAGCUGUAGCAAGCGCGAGGGCUUAAAAUCCGCGUGCUUGUGUCACCCCAUCAUGUUGAGCAACAUCACGUAGUCCCAUGGGGCUGGGGUGGGUGCGGUGUGACUCCGGAUGGAUCGGAUCUUGUUUUCGAGUUUGGAGAAUCCCGAUGGCUUGACAGGGGGAGAUGAUGGUGUGGAAAGAAAUACAAAUGGCACCUGCAUCGCCUAGGAACCUGGGAUUAGGAGACGGUUCGCCCCCUUCAUCUCACGGGACUCCUCUGCCACAAGUGACUUGGAAUACUACAGCUGACGUCUUCCUCGCCAAGAUGGUAUCUGCAAGCGCGAACCUGACACAACUCUUCCGCACCUACAUCACAGCUCUGCACAUUCUCCAUUACCAUGGCGUUCUCGAUGCAUAUGGCCAUGUCGGCGUCCGGAAUCCCAACAACGCAUCCACGUUCUUCCUAUCUCGCAACCUCGCGCCCGCUCUCGUGAGCUCUCCUUCCGACAUUGUGGAGUACCGCAUCUCGGACGCCGAGCCAGUGCGGCCCGAUGCGCCCAAGGGGUUCAUCGAACGAUACAUACAUAGCGAGAUCCUGAAGCGGUUUUCGGGGAUCAAUGCUGUGGUUCACAGCCAUUCGCCCAUCAUGACCUCGUUCAGCAUCAGCCAUGUUCCGCUGAAACCGGCGAUCCAUCUGGCCGGGUUUCUAGGAGAGGACAUUCCCGUUUUCGACAUCUCAAAAUACUAUAACGCGACGGAUAUACAGGAUCUUCUCGUCCGAAGCGUCCCGCUUGGGGCUGCGCUAGCGAGAGUAUUCUCGGACGGGAGCGCGAGGCGUAGGCUGCCGGAUCACUAUGUCGUUCUGAUGCAGAGCCACGGCUUCACCACCUGUGCCGAGGACCUGGAAACGGCCGUGUUCCAGGCCAUCUACUCGCAGAACGACGCGACCGUGCAAUCAGACGCCCUUGGGAUCAAUGCCGCAUACCGUGCUGAAGGCAACGAUCGCCUUGCCGGGCUCGUCUAUCUCACCGAACGCCAGACCAGGGAUAGUUGGGAAACGGAUCGGGGAACCAUCGACAGGCCGUGGGCGCUGUGGACUAGAGAGGUCCAGGUCUCGCCGCUCUAUGUCAAUACAAUAGACUAGGCCAACUCCGUCCUGCUGUGGCCUUUAUGCACCCAUGUACCCCUGAGAGGCCUCACACUUCUGAUGGGCAUGUCGAAAAUUGACAACGAUGGUGGGUGGGAUGAAGGUCAGAGUGGUGAAAACACAAGAUAACGCAGCAAGGGUUUCCAUCAUGUGGUUUUGUUUUCUCACAAGAGCCUACUAUGAUGAACUGGUUCCAAAGGCUCUCCAAUUAUCGUUUUGGGAUGCCCUUCUCGAGUUGCACAUGUAUAGAUCUCGAGUGAGGACCAAGCAGCUAUUUCCAAUGGGACAAAUAAUUCAACGUUUAGCA